CAACAGGAUUCUACCACCAGCUGCCCCUUCCAGCCAUGGCGACAGGGGCAAAUAAUUCCUCUCAUGUGGACUCUGAGUUCCGAUAUACCCUCUUCCCGAUUGUUUACAGCAUCAUCUUUGUGCUGGGGGUCAUCGCCAACAGCUAUGUGCUAUGGGUCUUUGCCUGCCUGUACCCUUCCAAGAAACUCAACGAGAUAAAGAUCUUCAUGGUGAACCUCACCGUGGCUGACCUGCUCUUCUUGGUCACCCUGCCCCUGUGGAUCAUCUACUACCACAACCAGGGCAACUGGAUUCUCCCCAAAUUCCUGUGCAACCUGGCUGGCUGCUUCUUCUUCAUCAACACCUACUGCUCAGUGGCCUUCCUGGCUGUCAUCACUUACAACCGUUUCCAGGCAGUGACCCAGCCCAUCAAGACAGCUCAGGACACCACCCGCAAGCGUGGUUUCUCUGUGUCCCUGGUCAUCUGGGUGGCCAUUGUGGCUGCAGCAUCCUACUUCUUCAUCCUGGACUCCACCAACGUGGAGCCCAACAAGACCGGCUCGGGCAACAUCACACGUUGCUUUGAGCAUUACGAGAAGGGCAGUGUGCCCGUCCUCAUCAUCCACGUCUUCCUCGUGUUCAGCUUCUUCCUUGUAUUUCUCAUCAUCUUCUUCUGCAACCUGGUCAUCAUCCGCAGGCUGCUCUUGCAGCCAGUGCAGCCGCAGCACAAUGCAGAAGUCAAGCGCCGCGCGCUGUGGAUGGUCUGCACGGUCUUGGCCGUGUUCAUCAUAUGCUUUGUGCCCCACCACAUCGUGCAGCUGCCCUGGACCCUGGUUGAGCUGGGCUUCCAGAACAGCAGCUUCCACCAAGCCAUCAACGAUGCCCAUCAGGUCACUCUCUGCCUUCUUAGCACCAACUGUGUUUUAGACCCCAUCAUCUACUGUUUCCUCACCAAGAAGUUUCGCAAGCACCUCGUUGAGAAGUUCUAUAGCAUGCGCAGCAGCCAGAAAUGCUCCCGGGCCACCUUGGAGACUGGCACUGAAGUGGUCAUGCCGCUCAACCACCUCCCUGUCCAUUCCCUCAAAAAGUAGUCCCUGAUGGUUGGGGCCAGGCCCGGAAGCUUCUCCUCCAUGGACAUCACAGACUGACCUGGGGGAUGAAGGGGUCUCUGCUGUGGUCUGGGCAUCUCCUCCCUGGGCACAAGUGGCUCUUUAAGUAUGGAGGCUACUUCACCAAGGUGGGGGUGAUGGCCAGGCCAGACUGCUGGGAAGUCCAGGACUUGAACGCGCUUCGUCGGCCACCUCGGGGCACAUGCAUAAUAACCUUGGCUGGCAACCUCAUCCUGAAUACCUGAGUCUGAUAGCUCUGCAGGGAAUGUCAGGGCCCGGGGCAGACCUUGGGGAUAGACUCCGAGCCACCCUGUUCACCCUACCAAGGCAGCUGCCCUGAGCCAGUAUGGCCUGAAGUUUUGGGCAACAACUACCUUUGCUACUUUUAUAAAGGCAGAGAAGAGGGUUUUGGGAAAGAGAUCCUCCCCUGGUUGUGUGAUGGUGUCUCUGGGGGAGACUUUUGAGCUAGGAUAGUGCCAUCUUGUCUCCAUUUAGAGGCACAGGAUCUUUGUGACACUUCUUAGGGGACGUGGCUCAGUGGAGCCUUUUCCCACUCAUCCAACAACCUGUCCUGAAUGGUGCCAGAGAGGGUAAGACAUGUUCAGGUCAAAGGCUGGGAUGGGGAGGUUGUCUCCUGAGGCAAAUGUAUCUCUCUGCAUAGGACUUGGGUCAGCUCUGGGGGACUGGGAGAGACACAACUGCCACAUCCGUCUGUCUCAGCAGUGGAUCCUGGUGAAUUACCUCCCGCUGGGCAGCUCCCUUACUGUGGGUGGGCAGGGGCCCCUCAAAGCCAAAUUGGGGGCAUCUGCGGCACCACGAUGCUCAGAGGUUUCAUGAGAAAGGGCACUUAGGUGGAGAAGUACCUGUGUGUGGGUGAGGCCUCCAGAGUGGGAGGAGCCUGUCAGGUCUCAUCUACCACCUAGCUUUCUGGG
This is a messenger RNA of Leptonychotes weddellii (Weddell seal), 2020 nucleotides long. RefSeq names its product platelet activating factor receptor (gene PTAFR). Gene Ontology annotation, cellular component: membrane. Gene Ontology annotation, molecular function: platelet activating factor receptor activity; G protein-coupled purinergic nucleotide receptor activity. The record is from RefSeq and is a predicted model, not a curated record. Gene Ontology annotation, biological process: G protein-coupled receptor signaling pathway; chemotaxis. Lineage: Eukaryota; Metazoa; Chordata; Mammalia; Carnivora; Phocidae.